This is a messenger RNA of Didymodactylos carnosus, 1761 nucleotides long. The record is from the annotation of a GenBank genome assembly. Lineage: Eukaryota; Metazoa; Rotifera; Eurotatoria; Philodinida; Philodinidae.
AUGUCAUUCGAAAGGUACAGAGCACGUUUUGUUCGAGUAUAUACUGUACAUCAGAGUUGUCAUUUUUUCGUAGGGCUUAUAUCAAAACGAUGUGGCGCUUGUCCAAAAAUAUGGAAAAAUUAUUGGAUGUAUGGCUUAAUUGAUCAAAUCGGAAAUAUAUUUACCCAGCGUCUCUUAGAAUAUGCCGAUUCACAAGAAAUGUUCGAUGCUAAACACCUGAAUGGGCAAUAUACACUCGACAAUAUUGCUUCAUGUCUAUUCGGUCUCGAAACUAAUUCGCUUCAAAAUGAAAAUGCUACUCUAAUCAAUCAUUUGAAAAAAUUCUUUACACUAGGCUUGACAAAUAUCUUCGUGCUCAUUUUUUUUAUUUCGCCUCGCCUAGCUAGUUACUUAGGCAAGAAAGGUUAUACACUGAUGCCCAUGGACGCUAUGGACUAUUUGAUUGUGUUGAUCAAUCAAGUGUUGAAACGACGUCGUCAACAUCUUGAAAAACGAAAUGAUUUCAUACAAAUAAUGGUCGAUCAUGAAGAGGAAGUCAAACGCGAAGUAAAGACGGAUCAACAAUCGUACGACGACGGUCAACAACAACCGUCGGGCAAUUUGAGUAAAACACUGAAUGAUAAGGAAAUACUCGGUCAAGCUCUUGUUUUCAUGAUUGCUGGCUAUGAGACAACAAGUGUUUUACUCUCAUUCUUUCUCUAUGUCAUGUCAACACAACCAGUCAUACAAGAGAAAGUAUACGAAGAAAUUCGUCAAGAAUUCGGAGAUGACGAGAUCACUUAUGAGAAGAUUGGUCAACUUCAAUAUUUGGAUAUGGUCAUCAAUGAAACUCUUCGCAUGUAUCCACCUUUCAUCAGAUUCGAUCGUGUCGCAUCGACUUCGUAUGAACUUGGUGGGUAUCCGCUGCCAAAAGGAAUGAUUGUAAGUGUUCCCGUUUAUCCGUUACAUCAUGAUCCAGCUGCCUGGCCGGAUCCCGAGAAGUUUAUUCCCGAAAGUUUCUUCUCAAAACAAAUGGCAUCAUUCACUGCUCCUGGGCGAAAAUUAGCAUUGACUAUUGGUAUUAAUAAAUAUCCUGGUGGUUCCAAAUUAAAGUACUGUAUAAACGAUGCAAGAGAUAUAGGAGAGAAGUUGAAAAGUAUCGAAUUUCACGUUAGCCAAGGUAUUGAUUGCAACUAUGAUGAAUUUAAACAUCGGCUUAAUGCAUUUGUUGCAGAAAUUAAACCAAGAGAUUUAAUAUUAUUUUACUUUGCUGGGCAUGGCAAUCAGUUUGAGAAAAAAAAUUACUUGUUACCGUCCGGUUACAACUAUGAUCAUCGUACUAAUGAGCGACUUUAUAUUGAACAAAAGUCCAUCAACGCUCAGCACAUACUUCAAAAAAUAGAAGUUAAACAUCCUCACAUUAUUAUAUUUAUAUUAGAUUGUUAUAGAAGCUCUGUGAAAAGUCGUUCAAUCAACAGUCAACAAGAUUUAACAAAAAUACAAGGACCAUCUGAGUUAUUGAUUGCAUUUUCUUGUGGCUUUAAAGAAGGUUCAACAGAUGCAACACAAAACAAACGAAACGGCAUAUUUGCUGAACAUUUGUUAAAAUAUAUCACAACACCUAAUCAAGAUAUUGAAACGAUAUUUGAAAUUGUUGCACGGGAUGUUAAAUUAAAAGGAUUUCCAUUACUGUGGCGCACAAGUUGUCUGACAGAAAAAGUCUACUUGGUGGCAGAAAAUAACAAAGGUAAAAACGUAUUCUUCAAAACCUCAUUAGCUUAG